Penicillium subrubescens is the source of this 2211-nucleotide messenger RNA. RefSeq lists its product as uncharacterized. The record is from RefSeq and is a predicted model, not a curated record. The coding region runs from base 1 to 2211 and encodes 736 amino acids. The transcript has 7 exons. Lineage: Eukaryota; Fungi; Ascomycota; Eurotiomycetes; Eurotiales; Aspergillaceae.
AUGCCGAUCUCCGAACGAAGAAUCCAGGCAGCCGAGCAGUCCCUCAAUGAGCUAAAGGCUCUACCCUCAACAUCUGAAGCCCAGAUAUCGGCAGUUGAACCAGACCUCGUGCGUAAAUCAACAUUUGUUGAACCGUUCAUUAUUGCGUGUCGUACAAGGCACGCGAAACUUGCGGGAAUCGGCGUAAUUUGCCUGCAACGACUGAUCGCAUCUCGGUCACUGCCUUCCCAUCGUCUGAAAGAUGUUCUUGCUGGCUUAAAGGAGACGACCGGCCUGAGCCUUGAUAUUCAAUUGAAGAUUCUGCAAUCCUUGCCUUCACUUCUGCAGUUCUAUUCCAAUGAUCUGAGCGGUGAUCUUCUGGCAAAUACGUUGGAGAUAUGUGUAACUUUGCAAGCCAGCAAGACCCUUGCAGUCAGCAGCACUGCAGCUGCUACCCUCCAGCAACUGGUGGUUUCGACCUUUGAAAGGGUAUCGAAUGAAGACAAGCUACCGAAUGAUACAAAAUCAUUCACGAGCGUGAAGGUCGAUGGCCAUUCAGUCGAAGUGGCCCAAUUUGCAUAUGACGCUUUGCAGGUUUUGGACGAUCUCUGCCGUCUCAUCGAUGGAGAGCAAUUGCAGUUCUUGCGCACGAGAACUUUGUCUCCCACAUUUGUUUUGGAGCUCAUAGAAAGCAUCAUACUCAACAGUGGUCGCCUAUUUGUGGGACACCCGGAACUAUUACAAGUUCUGCGUGUUCGUCUGAUGCCACUCACAGUACGAUAUUUCUCCGAAAGACAUUCAUUCUCUCAGACCGUCCGCGUUGCUCGGAUUCUACUCGUGCUUCUGAAACGCCAUAUGUCCCUCUUGACUGCGGAGUGUGAAAUGGCGUUUGGUUUGCUAACACACUUGCUGGAGCCGGAUGGAAAUGCUCCAUGGAAACGAGUAUUAUGCAUGGAAGUUUUCCGGGGCCUGUACGGCGAACCUGGAGUUGUGCGACUGAUUUAUUCGUUGUAUGAUGGGGAUGAGAACAGAAAGAAUGUCCUCAGGGAUCACAUGGCUUCUCUCGUCCGUUUGGCUUCAGAAAAGCCGUCUCUAAUUGGAGUUAGCAAUCAGUCAACAAUACCGUUCCGAGCAGAGCAUACAAGGUCUGCAACAGAAGAUCAGAUUGCUCUCGAGACUGGCGGUGUUGCUGGCGUCAUUGGAUCCACUGGACCCUCUGCGGAAAUUAAGGUACCUGGUAUCAGCAUGCAGUGGAGUGUUGUGCGGACGCCCUACAUAGAGCUCCUUGAUAAGGCCGACCCACCGCUACCCCCAGAGACCUAUAUCUACAGCCUUGUUCUCAACUGCAUCAGCAGCUUUGCCGAGGGGCUUGCAAAAUUUAUCCUACCACUUACCGUCCCAGAUGUGAAAUCCAAGAAGAAGAACAGAAUCAUGAAUCAGGACCAAGCAACUGAUUCUGCCCGCUUGUCUCAAGAUCUUCAAUCACCGGACACCUUGCGCGCACAGGCUGCAUCGCCAUCAGGGAAAUCAUCCGUCCCAGUCAACCCUCUGGAGCUGCAGUCUCAUGUUCAAUAUUCGGCCAUCAAGACCUGCGCUGGAAUCAUUGACAACUGCUGGCCCGCUGUUCUUGCAGCUUGCUCGACGUUCUUGCAUGCUUCACUUGACGACGAAUACUACCACAACCUCGUUCGAGCAUUUCAGAAAUUGGCCCAUGUGGCGGGUCUCUUGAGACUCUCUGUGCCUCGGGAUGCAUUCCUCACAACCCUUGGAAAGUCUGCAAUCCCGGCAGGCACAAGCGGUACCAAGACACAGACCCCUGCCACGCCGUCUCUAGGUGGUCCGCAGUCCGAUAAUACCCCUCAAAAGAGCCGUAAGAGCUCGGAUAUGCCUCGAUCAAGCUCCCUGUCUGGAGACUCGGCUGGCUCGUCGGCCGUUGAGUCUUCUUCGGCUUCCUUGAGCACAAGAAAUCUUUUGUGUCUACGAGCUUUGCUCAAUCUAGGAAUCGCAUUGGGACCAACAUUAGACCAGCCGGCCUGGUCCAUUCUGCUUGAAACACUUCAAUACGCCGGACUGGUGAUUGGCAUCUCUUCUAGUACAAUGAUCAAGUCAGCCAGUGCCUCAGGAGAAACCACGGUCAUUUCUGGCAAUGAUAUCCCGACAGCCAAUCUUGGAGCGGAGUCCCUCUUUCCGGGAGAUAUUGCUUGCCUUGUUGAAUCUUUCUGCCUUCACUGA